Molecule: messenger RNA, 2322 nt
Organism: Caenorhabditis sp. 36 PRJEB53466
Lineage: Eukaryota; Metazoa; Nematoda; Chromadorea; Rhabditida; Rhabditidae
Source: the annotation of a GenBank genome assembly
AUGCCUCGCAACCCGAGCACAACCACUCCCCGCAGCCGAAUGAAUCCGACGACUCCGACGACGCCUUCUGGCAGACAGCGUCCCAAAAAAGAAACUCUUCACUAUUUGGCUGCCAGUUCUUCGACCACUUCCGUUGAUGCUGCAAGAACACUUUUAGGUGAGUUUUAAAUCAACGAUCAACCGACAAUCAGUUUGAUUUCAGAGCGCGGAGCCAAUGUAAACGCAAUCGAUCGAGAAGGAGCCACUCCGUUGCACUACGCGUGCGUGCACGACAACGUGGCAAUGGCUCAACUGCUGCUCACGUUCGGAGCCGAUCCGAUGAGCGCGGACAAACUUGGAAGGACCGCCUACAGUAUCGCCAAGGGAAACACGCUGAGAUUCCUGCGACGGUACCGUAAGAAGGACAGUCAACAGCGUUUGGGCUUUUUUCGUCGGUUCUUCGCGUGCCACUCCCGCAACGAAACUUUCUUCGUCGUUCGUCAGAAUCAGAAUCCGAGCAGUGCAAUCCAUCCAACUGGGCUUGCGGACGCCGCAUCGACAUCAUUCAACCGAGGAAACACAUUGACGAAUUCGUAUCGAAAUGCCAAAAAGAAGAUCCGAGCGACGUUCCACGCGAUCCGACGAAGCCACACAAACAGCUCCGCCACUCUUCAGGACGUCGUUCUCACUUCUGAAGGGCUCAAAACAGUAACAACACCCAGUAGAGCUGUCAAACAGGGGCUAGCUGCGAAACGAUCAAUGUCCGUUUCGGAUCUCCCAAAGAUCCCGGACCGGAGAGCCAUUCGUAAUGAGGACCAGAAGACGAGAAGAUCGCCGAUAAAGAAAGGAACGAGAAUGGGACGGUCGAAGACUCCAGACGCUGUUCCCAAUACGAGACAGACUCAGACUCAGAGACCGAAAAGAUCAAACAGUCAAGAGACGAAGCUGAAGGCGAUGCCGUCGUGGGAUCCGAUGUCUUACUACAACAACGCGAGAGCGAGAGCGGCUGGCCUUCGUCCUGCUCCGUCCGCUCCUCCGUUGUCUCCGGACCCUCCUGCCGUUCAGACAACUCCAAAGAUUCCGAAGGCGAGAAGCAAGAGUCCUGCUGCCAACACAACUGCCUAUUUCACCGCGGACGAAUCACUCGAACUUCUGGGAAACGACUUCAAGAAUCUGAACACUGCAUCGAAGACGCCUACGGCAAAGACGCCUAAGAGGACUCCGAAGAGAACACCUUCCAAACCUUCUUCCUCCGCUUCCUCGUCGGCCGAAGACGAACAAGAGCAGGAGUGUCUGACUCCAACCACUGUGGACGAUGGAGAAUUGCGAAAGAUCAAACGGCUCCGUGACGGAGAACUGAAAUGCGAACUCAAAAAAUACGGAAUCUCGCCUGCAGGACCGUUGGAUUCCAGAACGAGAUGGCUUUACGAGAAGAAGCUGUUGAGCGAGAGACGGAAGAUUACGAGCAAGGGGUACACUCUCGAUGUGGAUGUCUCCACGUUUGUGAGUUUUUGAUUCAAUUUCAUUUCUCGGUAGACUAUGAAUUUUGCAACUAUUAGACCACUUCUUGUAAGCGUUAAUGUCUUUGAAAUGAAGAAUCUGAAUUCUCAAUCAAAUUUCUAUAUUUUCCAGAGAUACUCGCCGCAACUCGAACUCGUUCUGAAAAAGGGCCGUCUUCCCGCAGACUUCGCAUUGAGAGCCCGUCAAUGCGACGAAAAAGUUCGCACGGAUUUCAGCGGAAAUGGUUUCGGAUAUAACGCAUUUUGCUACCUGCUAAUGGAUCCGCGGAUUCUGGGGAGCGACGUCGAGAAUCUGACCCUGACCAACUUUGUUCAGUCGAUAUUUUAUGUGGGAAAGGGAUCGAAGAACCGUCCGUUGGCUCAUUUCAUCGAUGCGCGCAAUGAGCGGAGAGAAAACUCGAGCAAACUGAAGAACAGUGAAAAGCUGAAAACGAUCGACGAGCUGUGGUCGCUGGGACACGGCAUUCCGAGACACGAAAUCGGUGAGCGCCAAAAAACCAUUUCAUUUUUAUGUUUUUUGUUUUCAGCGCACGGAGUGUCGGACGAAGAAGCGUACGUGCGUGAGGCCAGUCUCAUCGAGGCACUCAAACUCGCCAAUCUGAGCAAUAAAAAGUCGGGCGAGUUCCACGGAUCGGCCAAGAACUGGGACAGCAUAAUGAAGGCCGAGUAUGGCACUUAUCUGCUGGACCGAGCCCUCGCCACUCUUAGACUCGAGGGAAUCCGUCUGAUCACCGAGGACAACCUGCCCGAAGCCAUCUAUCCGUACGUGACGAAUCGGCGAGGAGCAGCCGGCGGUGUGCGGACACCAAAAACACCCAAAUAA